ACCUCAUUCCGAGAUGCAUGAGUUGCCCCACCUGCCCACGUCCUUGCAUCACGGCUUCUUCGGAGGGAGGGCCCCUGGGCUGUCCCGGCGGUGUGCGCAAUGACGGUCCGUGAUGGAGUCCCCGACGACUGUGCCGACUUUGCAAAUCCGGCGCAAGCCGAUCGCCACUCAGUCUCAGUCCCAGCAGAAGCCGUCAUCUGCCGCCGGCCCGAAUCCCGGCCCCGAUCCGACGCCGGGCCGCCGGCAGUGCGAUGAGAAGCCGCCGCCGCUUCCGGAACGGCCGGGCAGGGAGAAAAUUGGAACACGCCAGCCCCAAAUUCAAACGGCCGUCAGACCAGUAUCUCGCGGCGCAGAGCCGUCGCCCCUGCUGGCGGUUCCGGACCACGUCCUCCGGCCACGCACCAGCUUGCCGGAGCUCUCGCACUCGGCACCGGAUUCAACGCCCCAGAGUCCGUUCAAUGCCGUCCCAGCAUCCGCCGCUGCAACCUUCGGCCCCAGCGCCAGUUCCAGCGACGGCGGGAAGAACUUCAUGCAGACUGUCCUCUCCGAGGCGCGCUACUUCGCCGGCGGCCUGAUCCCGCACCCGAUUGAGUCAACCAAGCACUACACCAUCCUGCGCCACUCUCCGGCGCUGAUCUUCUAUUGCGGACCGGCCACGUCACUCGCCAUCACCAUCUUCAGCUCCCCCGACCGGCCCCUGCCCGCCGACCGCACCCUGUGGCUGCAGCAGCGCGGCUUCUCGGGCGACAGCGGCAUGAAGAUCAAGUCCUUCUUCAACCUCACCGAUGACUGGUUGCAUGUGACGCCGUCAACGCAGGUAACUGCAGAUCAGGUCCCCGCCGUCACGGAGCGCGCCUGGCAGCGGGACAUUGCCAAGGCUACGAAGAAGCUGCUCAAGGAGAAGGGGCAGAAGAAGGCCCACAUCCCGAGGGAAACGCACGUCGUCCGGAUCCCCGAAGCCUCCGAGGACGGCUACUUCCGCCUCAUCCUCUGCACCGGCAGGGACCCUCCGUACGCGGCCGAGGAGAGCUCGUCCAGGAGCAAGACGCUGUGCACCAGCCCCAUCUUCCGCAUCGCCAGCACCUCGUCCGACUCGAGCAUCUUCCGCGGCGCCUCCCUCAGCACCCUGCCCCUCGAAUUGGGCGUCUACGCGGCUUCUAUGGUCGCCUCGAGCACCGUCGACCCGUACAUCGCGCCCGUGCGCGACCCGGUGCAGGCCGCCAUCGACACGGUUCGCCCAGGCUUCGUGGCCGAAACCGUGGGCGGCCUCGUGAGCGACGAGCUGAGCGAGCGGUCCGCCGAACGCGACGAGGCCUUUUUCGCCGCUCACCAGGCGCACGUCGAGCGCGCCCUCGCAGCCGACCCCGAAGCGAUCCAGCCCAUUGGGCCAGACUCGGGCCCCGAAGAGCCCUUCCCGAUCAAGUUCCAGGGCAAGGUCGUCAAGGGCACCGGGCGCAGCCAAGCCGAGCUGGGCAUCCCCACGGCCAACCUCUCCGGCGUGGCCGACGAGGUCCGCUACCGCCUCAACGGCAUCUACUUUGGCUGGGCGCGCGUGCUGCCAAAGUCAAGGUCCAAGUCAACGCCCGUGUCUUCCGCCCAACAAACCGCUUCAUUCCCCGAAUCAAACCCCUCCUCCGAGUGGCACGAAGCAAUCAUCACCAUCGCCCCGUCCUCGCCCUACGCCCGCCCCUCCGCCGCGCCAACCCCGUUCGUAGCCGUCCACCUCCUGACCACCCCGCCGACUCCUUCCCCCUCCCCCUCACCCUCAUCACCCUCCCCGCCAACCCCAACAACCCCAACAACUCCCACAUUCCUGGGCGCCACCCUACAAGCCCUCAUCCUCGGCCUCCUCCGCCAGCACCCCCCACCCACCGCGACCGCCCAGCUCCAAGCGCGCCUCGACGCCGCCACGCGCGACGCCUGCCUCACCCUCGCCAGCCUGGCGCGCGAGAACUGGCGGCCCGAGCGCGCCGCGGAGGCGCUGCGCCUGCGCGGGCGCGAGCGGAGCUUCGGCGAGCGCGUCGACGACGUGACCGGCUGGGUGGAGCGCAAGGCGGGCACGAUGCACGGCAAGCUGCCCGUGCAUUUGCUUGGGGUGAGGAGGGCGGGAGCCGAGGAGAGGGAUCGGAUUCGGGGGGUGGGGGGGUUUUGGGUUAAACGGGAUGUUGGUGGGUGAUGGUGAACUGAUGAACUGGGGAGUAUACGAGAUGGUGGGAGAGUGGGAUUGGGUGUGCU
Messenger RNA from Thermothielavioides terrestris NRRL 8126, 2235 nucleotides. RefSeq lists its product as uncharacterized. Gene Ontology annotation, molecular function: riboflavin kinase activity. The transcript has a single exon. Lineage: Eukaryota; Fungi; Ascomycota; Sordariomycetes; Sordariales; Chaetomiaceae. The coding region runs from base 113 to 2176 and encodes 687 amino acids. Gene Ontology annotation, cellular component: mitochondrion. Gene Ontology annotation, biological process: FMN biosynthetic process; riboflavin biosynthetic process. The record is from RefSeq and is a predicted model, not a curated record.